AUGAGCUCGGUUCUAUCUAGUACCGCACAGAAAGUGCAAAAUAUUAUCUCAAAUCCCAUAGAUUCUAAUGAAAAGGCAGCCGACUUGAAACAGGACAUAGUUGAGUCACCUACGCCUGGAGAUGUUCUAUCAAGUGAUUUUGGUGUCAAAGCCAAAAGUCAUGAUAUAUGGCUAUCCAUUUCGACCGAGGAUAGAAAAGGGCCACAGCUUUUGGAGGAUGGGUUUUCCAGAGAAAAGAUCAUGAAGUUUGACCAUGAGCGCAUCCCUGAACGAGUCGUUCACGCUCGUGGAGUCGGAGCAUUUGGGCACUUCAAACUCUACGAAAGUGCCAGUGACGUUACUCAUGCUGCCGUUUUGACUGAUACCUCUCGGACUACACCUAUCUUUAUCCGCUUCUCGACUGUUCUAGGGAGCCGAGGAAGUGCAGAUACUGUCAGAGAUGUCAGAGGAUUUGCAGUCAAGUUUUAUACAGAGGAAGGAAAUUGGGAUAUAGUUGGUAAUAAUAUCCCAGUAUUCUUUAUCCAAGAUGCCAUGAAAUUCCCGGAUGUUAUUCAUGCUGAAGCAUUCCAGAUUUCACUGACGAGAUUAGAGCCGGAGCCAGACACUGAAAUACCACAAGCACAGAGCGCUCACAAUAAUUUCUGGGAUUUUCAGGCUCUACAUACCGAAGCAACCCAUAUGUUUAUGUGGGUUAUGAGCGAUAGAGCUAUUCCUAGAUCGUAUAGAAUGAUGCAAGGUUUUGGGGUUAAUACAUUUACACUUACCAAUGCUGCCGGUAUUCGAUCCUUUGUAAAAUUCCACUUCACACCCACUCUUGGUGUUCAUUCGCUGGUGUGGGAUGAAGCAUUAAAAAUUUGCGGUCAAGACCCUGAUUUUCAUCGCAAAGAUCUUUAUACGGCUAUAGAUAUGGGCGUGUUUCCCAGAUGGAAAUUUGGUAUACAAGUUUGUCCCGAGUCCCGGCAGGACGAGUUUGAAUUUGAUAUUCUUGACGCCACAAAAUUAUGGAAUGAAGAAUUAUUACCCAUUCGUUACAUUGGAGAGAUCGAGUUGAACAAAAAUGUUGACGAAUUCUUUACCCAAACAGAGCAAGUCGCAUUUUGUACGCAGCAUUUACCUCCAGGAAUAGGCUUUUCUGAUGACCCAUUGCUUCAGGGGCGUAAUUUUUCCUAUUUUGAUACUCAAUUAUCACGUUUGGGCGUCAACUGGCAGGAACUCCCAAUCAAUCGGCCUCUAUGUCCUGUUUUUAAUAAUCAUCGCGAUGGCCAAGGCUGCCACCGGAUUCAUCGAGGUAAUAUAAACUAUUGGCCAAAUCGAGCAUCUAUCUUGCCGCCAGCGACAUCUUCAGAUGAGGCAUACCACGAAUACCCAGAAACCGUUAUUGGUAUGAAGCAACGUUUGCACUCUAUAAAAUUUUCCGAACAUUAUAAGCAAGCACAAAGCUUUUACAAAUCUUUAUCAAAAAUUGAAAAAUACCAUCUUAUUUCAGCACUCAGUUUCGAAUUGGAUCACUGCGAUGAUAAGAUCGUGUAUCAAAAUGUUGUGUAUCGACUAGGCGAUAUUGACCUUGAGCUAGCGCAAGCAGUUGCUGAGAAGGUUGGGAGUCCUAGGCCCACAAGAGGAAACCGCUCUAUUGUUGGUGAAAAGAUGAAGGGCUUGUCGCAGAUGGAUUUUACUGUUGAGGCUCUCGGCUUUGCUCCAACAAUUUCUUCUCGCAGAGUCGCUAUCAUCAUUGGCGAGGGAUACAACUUCCUACACUACACAUCCGUAAAGAAAGCCCUGGAAGCUGCAGGAGCGUUUGUAUCUACUAUUGGUCCGAAGCGUCAGCCGAUAAAAAGUUUGACUUUUGAAGAUGUUAUCCCAGAUCAUCAUUUUGAAGGAAUGCGCAGUACUCUGUAUGAUUCACUCUACAUUCCUGAUGGUAACCAGAUUUCUUCUUUGAUUGAACAAGGUCGUGUAAUUCACUGGCUUCGGGAAGCAUUUGGGCACUGUAAAGCUAUUGGUGCUACCGGCAAAGCAGUUAAGCUAGUUGAAAAGGCGUGUUCUGUGAGGGGAAUGAAUUUUAGUCGUAAUUCUGAAGUCGUUGAUAGUUAUGGUGUUGUUACGGUUGAGAAUGUCGAAGGACCUGGAACCCUUGGGGCGCUGGUUCAAUUAACCGGGGAUGGAAAGUCUUUUGUAGAAACGUAUGCCCUGAGUAUAUCGCGGCAUCGAAAUUUUCAGCGAGAGCUUGAUGGACUUACUAGUAUGGUGGCAUAUUAA
Molecule: messenger RNA, 2256 nt
Organism: Blumeria graminis f. sp. triticale
Lineage: Eukaryota; Fungi; Ascomycota; Leotiomycetes; Helotiales; Erysiphaceae
Source: the annotation of a GenBank genome assembly